AUGCGAAAGAGCAAUGAGGAACCUUCCAAUCUCAGUAACCGGAAGCCACCCUUGAAGCGGAGCAAGACUAUUGCCAAUCCAAGGCACUCACCCUCUGCCUCUGCAACUACUAAUACCCGCCAUUUCUCUGUGUCUGUCUCUGAUUCCGACGAGCAAUGGAACUACCCUUCUUUCCUUGGCACCACCACCAAGAAAAAAAAGCCACCUUCCAAACCUUCCAACACCCACAACCUCAGCCUUGCUAAACCCUUACUUGUUCCACCACCGCCACCUCCUCCUCCUCCUCCUUCCUCUUCCUCUUCGCCACCCCCUUCCCAACUGACCAGACCUCAACAUCCCAGGCUCUCUCCGAUCUUGUAUCUGGAUGAGAAACUUCACAUGUGCUGCGAAAUUGAUUUUUGUCCUGGCAAUAGAAAGACAUCUUUCGAAAAAGACGAUGGUUCAUUUUCUUAUAUCCUGAACACUGACAGUAGAACAGUUGCUUUGUAUAUUGUGGUGGUAACCCUUAUUUUGCCUUUUUUGUUGUACAAAUAUCUUGAUUACCUUCCUCAAAUAAUAAAUUUCUUGAGGAGAACAAACGAUAACAAGGAGGAUGUACCAUUGAAGAAGAGAGUUGCUUAUAUGGUAGAUGUAUUUUUCUCCAUAUAUCCUUAUGCAAAGCUACUUGCCCUUCUCUUUGCAACUUUGUUUCUUAUAGGAUUUGGGGGUUUAGCAUUGUACGCGGUGACUGGUGGUAGCUUUGCCGAAGCACUUUGGCAUUCUUGGACUUAUGUCGCUGACUCAGGAAAUCAUGCCGAAACAGAAGGAACCGGGCAAAGGAUUGUCUCUGUGUCAAUUAGUUCAGGUGGUAUGCUGAUAUUUGCUAUGAUGCUUGGGCUUGUUUCAGAUGCUAUAUCUGAAAAGGUAGAUUCUCUCAGGAAAGGGAAGAGUGAAGUGAUUGAAAAAAACCACAUUCUCAUUCUUGGGUGGAGUGACAAAUUGGGUUCCCUUUUGAAGCAGCUAGCAAUAGCAAAUAAGAGUGUUGGUGGUGGUGUUAUUGUGGUGCUUGCAGAGAAAGAGAAGGAGGAAAUGGAAAUGGAUAUAGCAAAGCUGGAAUUUGAUUUUAUGGGAACGUCCGUAAUUUGUAGAAGUGGCAGUCCUCUUAUACUGGCUGACCUAAAGAAGGUUUCAGUUUCUAAGGCACGUGCAAUCAUUGUAUUAGCUUCAGAUGAAAAUGCAGAUCAGAGUGAUGCACGUGCUUUGAGAGUUGUUCUUAGCCUCACAGGUGUAAGGGAGGGCUUAGGGGGUCAUGUUGUCGUGGAGAUGAGUGACCUUGACAAUGAACCUCUAGUGAAACUUGUUGGCGGAGAACUCAUUGAAACAGUUGUGGCACAUGAUGUAAUUGGGCGAUUGAUGAUUCAGUGUGCUCUACAGCCUGGCCUUGCACAGUGUGACUCAGCAUCUGUUCACUUGCUUCCUUCUCUUGGCCAGAUAUGGGAGGAUAUUUUGGGAUUUGAGAAUGCUGAGUUUUACAUCAAAAGGUGGCCUGAAUUGGAUGGUCUCUUUUUCAAAGAUGUAUUAAUUUCAUUUCCUGAUGCAAUACCUUGUGGAGUUAAGGUUGCUGCUGAUGGGGGAAAGAUUAUCAUCAAUCCAGAUGAUAGUUAUGUUCUUAGAGAUGGGGAUGAAGUCCUUGUCAUAGCUGAGGAUGAUGACACUUAUGCUCCAGGUCCUCUUCCAGAGGUAUGUAAGGGACAUUGCCCAAGGAUACGAGAUCCACCUAAAUAUCCAGAGAAGAUAUUAUUUUGUGGCUGGCGACGUGAUAUUGAUGAUAUGAUCAUGGUUUUAGAGGCACUCUUGGCCCCUGGUUCAGAGCUUUGGAUGUUCAACGAGGUUCCUGAAAAGGAAAGAGAGAAGAAGCUAGUUGAUGGUGGACUUGAUGUUUCUGAGCUAGAGAACAUAAAACUUGUCCACAGGGAGGGUAAUGCUGUAAUUAGGCGGCACCUGGAGGGUCUACCACUGGAGACUUUUGAUUCUAUCCUUAUUCUUGCAGAUGAGUCAGUGGAAGACUCUGUUGCUCACUCUGACUCUAGGUCUCUAGCUACCCUUCUACUCAUUCGUGAUAUACAGUCACGACGCCUACCAUACAAAGACACAAAGUCAACUUCUCUGAGGUUAUCUGGGUUCUCACACAACUCUUGGAUCCGUGAAAUGCAGCAAGCUUCUGAUAAAUCAAUUAUAAUUAGUGAAAUUUUGGAUUCUAGGACUAGAAAUCUAGUGUCUGUGUCCAGAAUCAGUGAUUAUGUGUUAUCUAAUGAGCUGGUUAGCAUGGCACUAGCAAUGGUGGCUGAAGACAAGCAAAUCAACCGAGUUCUUGAGGAGUUAUUUGCAGAAGAGGGGAACGAGAUGUGUAUUAAACCAGCAGAGUUCUAUUUAUUUGACCAGGAAGAGCUGUGUUUUUACGAUAUAAUGACUAGGGGUCGAACAAGAAAGGAGAUUGUUAUCGGCUAUCGCCUAGCUAACCAAGAUCGAGCUAUUAUCAACCCUUCAGAAAAGUCAGAGCCAAGAAAAUGGUCCCUUGGUGAUGUUUUUGUUGUUAUUGCCAAAGGAGAUUGA
Molecule: messenger RNA, 2592 nt
Organism: Sphenostylis stenocarpa
Lineage: Eukaryota; Viridiplantae; Streptophyta; Magnoliopsida; Fabales; Fabaceae
Source: the annotation of a GenBank genome assembly